GGGGAGCCUCAUGAGCGUCAGCCUGAGAUCGUCAGACGACAUCAAAGUCUGUCAGAAGCAGUGGGGUUAGUACGAACAGCCGCAGCACUAGUGAAACAAGAAAGGUACAACUUAUUCGAUUGACAAUUGUCUCGAAUAUUUACCUUUACCUCAUCACUACUUGACAGACUCAUUAUGACUCGCACAGAGCGCGCUGUCUUUCCUCGUGCCUUACUACGGGAUCGCUCUAAUUCUAAGUCUGGUCUCGACAAGUCCGUUCGCAAGAACGGCAGUGGCCAACACAAUUGGGGCAGUAUCAAUGAUGAACGCUACCUUGAGGCUGCUGCACUCGCAGACAAGGAAGAGGAAGAGUUUGAGGAAGACACCACAGACCAGCAACGCAACAAUUCUGUUCACAAAAAGCCUGAACCCGAGAAGCGGGCCAACUCCUUCACAGAGGAAGAAAGGGAGAGUGCUAGGCAGAUCAGGAAGAACGCACUCAAGGCACCAGACAUCGAUUUGUCUAUGAUUGCGCGCACCUCUUCUGCUGCGUCUACAUCUCCGUCCACCAGGUCGCCUCCGGUCUCCAUUACUGGCAGUGCGGAGGUAUGUUGUUUCCUUGACGCGAGACAGAGGGCCUAACAUCUUUUUGCCAGACUGUCAGCAUAAGGUCAGCA
Molecule: messenger RNA, 656 nt
Organism: Suillus subaureus
Lineage: Eukaryota; Fungi; Basidiomycota; Agaricomycetes; Boletales; Suillaceae
Exons: 6
Coding region: 175-621 (148 amino acids)
Source: RefSeq, a predicted model, not a curated record